UGCUAUUAGUAAGAACAAGUACGAUGACCAAGCUGGGUUUAUCAACGUUGCUUCUUAGCACCCUAUUACUUUUAAGUACUACUGUUUUAAUACAAGCAACAACUUGCCUUAAAACAUUGGCCAAAAAUGUGUCGAAAGAAGACAAAAUUACAAUUGUGAAUAAACAUAACGAACUGAGGUUGUUAGUCGCUCAAGGAAAAAUUACAGGCCAGCCGAAAGCUAUAAACAUGAAGAAAUUGUCUUGGGAUGAUUGUUUGGCAAAAAAAUCUCAAAAGUUAGCUGACAGUUGUUUUUUCGGUCAUAAACUAAUUACUUGUGACACAUUUUGGUGGGUCGGUGAGAACUACCAUAUUUCCCAAUUAAAAUCUGACGACUCUAACGCUCCUGACUGGAAUACUGCCAUUCAAUCUUGGUUCGACGAAAAUGCAGUUUAUACGUAUAAUAACGUCAUUCAAAAAGCAGCUGGUCAUUACACUCAGGUUGUAUGGGCUGAAACCACGAAAGUCGGUUGCGGAUAUACAUACUAUAAAACUGAUCUUAGUUCAUCCUAUCUAAAGUACUAUUUCUGUGCAUAUGGAGAGGGAGGUAACAUUCCUGGAGAAUAUCCUUACCAGAAUGGAACAUCGGGCUUUUUAAGUACUGUAUUUGUUUUAAUAAAUGUGUACUUUGUUUUUGGUGCUUGCCCAAAUGGAACAUUAAAUCAAGGAGUCACUUCGGAGGAACAGGAUUUGAUUGUAUCUUUACAUAAUGGUUUUAGACUAGAAAUAGCAAAUGGAACUGUAUCUAAUCAACCUAGGGGUAUUAAUUUAAAAAGAAUGAAAUGGGAUUCCUGUUUGGCUAGUGAAGCCCAAAGAAUAGCGAAUACUUGCGAAUUUAAACAUCAAGAAGUUACUUGCUCUGCAUGGAGUGCAAUUGGUCAAAAUCUAUACACAUCAUCCUCAACCUCCGGUAGUAACAAAGCUAGUGACUGGAGGGCUGCUACGACUUCUUGGUUUAACGAACACAAAGUUUACACAUACAGCUCCACUUACAACUCUAAUGCCGGUCACUACACACAGAUGGUUUGGGCAAGCACUGACAGAGUAGGUUGUGGUUGGACUUAUUACACAGAUUCCAGCAAGUUCAAAUAUAAGAAACUUUAUGUAUGCAAUUAUGCACCUGCGGGAAAUUACGUUGGUGAAUAUCCUUACAAAACCGGUGAUAGCGGUUGUGAGAAUCUCUGUUAGUUAAUUCGACAUAUUGUUA
Messenger RNA from Aethina tumida (small hive beetle), 1245 nucleotides. RefSeq names its product ancylostoma secreted protein-like. Gene Ontology annotation, cellular component: extracellular region. The coding region runs from base 24 to 1226 and encodes 400 amino acids. The record is from RefSeq and is a predicted model, not a curated record. NCBI's taxonomy places the organism in Eukaryota, Metazoa, Arthropoda, Insecta, Coleoptera, Nitidulidae. The transcript has 12 exons.